Messenger RNA from Wyeomyia smithii (pitcher-plant mosquito), 1035 nucleotides. RefSeq names its product lipase 3-like. The record is from RefSeq and is a predicted model, not a curated record. The coding region runs from base 1 to 1035 and encodes 344 amino acids. The transcript has 2 exons. NCBI's taxonomy places the organism in Eukaryota, Metazoa, Arthropoda, Insecta, Diptera, Culicidae.
AUGCAUCGUCUUACAGCGUCACCGUCGGGCGGUCCUUUUGAUCCCCAAAAGAAACCCGUUUUUCUGAUGCAUGGUUUACUGGGUUCCUCUGGUGAUUGGGUUUUGAUCGGACCCAAACAUGCUCUUCCGUAUCUGCUUUCAGAUCAAGGGUACGACGUGUGGCUCGGCAAUGCCAGAGGAAAUCGCUAUGGAAGAGAGCAUAAACAUAUGACAAUGGAUAUGAAAGAGUUCUGGGAUUUUUCGUGGCAUGAAAUAGGUGUUUACGAUGUACCGAUGAUGGUGGAUUUUAUCCUUAGAACGCGCAGCGUCGAGAAACUACACUACAUUGGACAUUCUCAGGGUACGACAGCGUUUUUUGUGAUGACAUCACUGAUGCCGGAAUAUAAUGAAAAAAUCAUAAAACUGCAUGCGCUAGCACCCGCUGCAUAUGUUUAUCAUCUGAAGAAUCCAUUGUUGAGGUAUCUGUCAACACACUUACAAACAGCUACGAAUCUAGCCAACAUGCUCAACAUUCAUCAGAUUGCCCCCUCGGAGCCCUUUUUUAACCAUCUGGCCAGUCGGUUCUGUCCGAAUAGUGGUCAGUACUGCGUCAAUACUAUGUUCCUGUUAUCUGCUGGUGAAUAUCGGAAUUUGGACCCCGUGAUAGUAUCUGUGAUUGUUGGCCACAUCCCAGCCGGGGCAUCCGUCAAACAGUUCGUCCACUUCGGGCAAGAGGUGAUGUCGGGGCACUUUCGACAAUUUGAUUAUGGCCCGGAAAAUAACACAAAAAUCUAUCGGUCUGUCCAGCCACCGGAUUAUAAUCUGACUAACGUUCGCACUCCUGUCAACAUUUAUUACGGAUUAAGUGACCAACUUACUGAUCCAACUGAUGUACGACGUCUUGCCCGAGAGCUACCGAAUCUGGCUGCACUAUACCAAGUUUCUAGAGACACGUUUAAUCACAUGGAUUUCUUACUGGCCGUUGACGCUAGAGAUGUAAUAUACAAGAGGAUUCUCGACAGCAUCGAGGAAGAUGGUGGAUCGUUCUACUUGUAG